AUGGCACAAGGAGCACUGAAAGUGAUAAAGAAGGGCAACGUCAAAAAGUCGCAGACGCCGAAAAAGGCGGCGAAGAAGACGAUUGCGCCUCGAAAGAACUCUGCGAUUGUCACCGCAAAACUGAAGAAGAAACACUCAUCAGCCAUCGCGGUCGAGACUGAGAAACUACUCUCGUCGCGAGUAGGCCAUCUCGAGGUGCUCAAAGGGUCGCGACGCGAGAUUGCAAAGAAGGAUGCGCAGAAGCAGGCAAAGGAGCGGAUUGCGAAGCAUCAGGAGAAGAGCAAGUGA
Molecule: messenger RNA, 288 nt
Organism: Myxozyma melibiosi
Lineage: Eukaryota; Fungi; Ascomycota; Lipomycetes; Lipomycetales; Lipomycetaceae
Exons: 3
Coding region: 1-288 (95 amino acids)
Source: RefSeq, a predicted model, not a curated record